AUGAUCUUUGGCAUGGAACAGGCUGGGGUCGACCACGAAGCUCUUCUUGACACCUAUAUCCGCGCAAUCAACGUCGUUACUCAGGGACGACCCGAUGAUUUGACUAUCGGCGUUCAUAUGUGUCGUGGAAAUUUCAAAGUUUGUCUGUUCUUGCUUCAUGGUUCUGAUCACCUUAUGGAUGAUAUCAAUUUCCAGGGUGGUAUGCAUUUUACAGAAGGAGGGUACGAAAGAAUUGCAAUCAAGGUCUUCAACGCAUUGGAUGUAGAUCUUGAAUAUGACACAGAACGUGCGGGAGACUUUCAACCCCUGAAGUUUCUGCCUCUGGGCAAGGUGGUCGUCCUCGGGCUGGUGACAACCAAGAAUCCAAAAGAUGAGAUCAAGAAGCUCUCACUUCUUGUCGAAGCAGCCAAAAAGAUAUGGCACGACUGA
This is a messenger RNA of Psilocybe cubensis, 429 nucleotides long. Its product is annotated as Putative protein YxjH. The transcript is spliced from 3 exons. Bases 1 to 429 code for a protein of 142 amino acids. NCBI's taxonomy places the organism in Eukaryota, Fungi, Basidiomycota, Agaricomycetes, Agaricales, Agrocybaceae. The record is from RefSeq and is a predicted model, not a curated record.